AGAUAUUUCACCGUGGUCAAGCAAAACCGAACACUUUUUGAGUCGGUGUGAGGUCGAGAAAGGAGAGCUCCCACUUGUGUAGAACUUCUCCUUUCAGAUAUUUCAUUUCCCUUGACGCGAAGCAAUUAACAGCCAUCAUUGGGUUUCAUUUCCUGGUAUAUAUAUCUGUGUUGCUUAACAUUUUCUACGCCUCAACCGCUUACUUUGUCUCCGUUGCACCGCGGUCAACAGACUGUUUCCUGCCACAAUGGCGGAACAAAGCGAAGUCACCAGGACGGUCGAUGAGGGUGUCGUGGAAGAGAACCCCUCUCUCCAGACCGCCCAAACAACAGAAAUGGAAACUGAGGGUCUCCGAUAUGCUGGUACUGAAGUUAUUUGGAAAACCGUGAAAUCGCCGGCUGAAGUCAUCGAAGAGAUGAGAACGUGGCUCAAGUCUGGUGUCGCCCCUGAUGGCACUCGGAUGAUGACUGAAGAAGCCUGGCAAUGGCACCAAGAUUAUUACCAAGCUACCAUCAGAUCGGACCGUCACCGUGUUUGUUUGCCAGAGGGCGCAAGUGUCGACUUCUACUACUGGCAAGCUCCUUAUGUUGCACACAUCGGCGACAUGAAUCUUGUCAUGAUGCAUUCACAAGUAAACCUCUCUGACGGCACUCAUCUCCCAUCAGAUCGCUUGAGAGCAGAUACAGUUUAUUCCAAGCAGUUGAGACAGCUUGCAGAAAAGAGUGCAUAAGUUGAGGCGAGCCGAUGGCCCGAGUUUGUCCGUGAAGCCACGGACCAGCACGCUCACAUGUGCAUGGUGUUCCGCGAAGAGGGUUUUUACCCAGAGCUCUUCUAUCGACUGCCAACCCAGGAAGACGAGGAUCCUCAGGGGAUGCAGUGGUCUGCUCCCGUGCAGACUCAAGCAUGGUCUGCGGGGCUGCCGAAGAAGAUACAGGAAUACCACAAGGUCUCCAUCAGCAGCAGGAGGCUUCGGCUGCCGAUACCGUGUAGUCGUGAAAUGCCACCUCUGGUGCGGUAAACAUUUUCAUGUAAAGGGUGAAGGUUCCCUUGAUUUUUUUCGUAGAAUAGAAGGUACAAGAGGGGAUGACGUUCUGUCGACGUGGCUGGCGGGGCGCCUUGUCAUCCAGGGAAGCAAGGUAUGAUCAACCUCUCUUCACAUCCACCGUUGCGAUUCGCUACUUCCUAAGCAGUAAACAUGUUAGGAUUGGUUAGUUCGGUCACAAAUUAUCAGCAUUACGUAAUUAACAAGCGUUCCUACUACGGAUCAACCUUCUGGAACAUACGCCACAAAUUUCAGCCC
Molecule: messenger RNA, 1300 nt
Organism: Toxoplasma gondii ME49
Lineage: Eukaryota; Apicomplexa; Conoidasida; Eucoccidiorida; Sarcocystidae
Exons: 4
Coding region: 248-730 (160 amino acids)
Source: RefSeq, a predicted model, not a curated record